GUAUUAUUUUCCUGAAGUGGGUCCGUCAUCUUCCCAGUAUCAUUCUGAUCCUCUUCAUCGGGUCGCGUGCUGUGAGUAUCGUCGUCUUUGAAUAACUUGAGCGGAACUUGAAGCUUGUAAUGGGAAAUUAGGGUUUUCUUCUCUUUUCUACCUUUGCUUAAUUAGGUGAAUUCGAUUUGAUUCCGUUGCAAUGGUGGAGAGACGGAAUCCUUUGGUUCUAUCAUCCACCAGAAGCACACUCCGUUCAGUGCUCAAUUCGUUACAAACCAGCUCUGCCGAUGGUGACCGAGUUCUGAAUCACGACGGGAUUGUUUUGGGCGGAUCCGACUUGUCACGAGGGAACGUUAAUUUGUCUGCGGGAAUUCUCCGGUGGCGGAUGGAUGGAGAAAAUGUUUCCGAUGCAAAAUUGGAUUCUUUAGAUGACUCUGCAUUGGUUGGACUCUCCACUCAAUUGCUUAAGAGACUAUCUAUCAAUUCUGGUUCUUUGGUUGUUAUCAAGAACAUUGAGAUAGGCAUUCAACGGGUUGCGCAAGUUGUUGUACUUGAUCCUCCCAAGACGACGCUGGAAGAUGCUUCUGUCUCUGAAUUACCUGUUUCGGACUCUCUUCAUACCAUGCUUGUCUUUCCCACUUAUGAUUUGAUGGCCCAGCAGUUAUUAGAUCAAGAGGUUGCUUACUUGUCCCCAAUGGUAGCUUUUAAUCUUAGCUUGCAUAUAUCUUGCCUGAAAUCCCUCGUCCACCGAGGGAACGGGGUCUUAGAGAAGUAUUUUGAAGCUAAGUUUGACGAGGAGUUUAUCGGAAAACCUGCGGCAGAUGGGUUGAAGAUUGGUUUGGGUUUGGAACCUGUGUCUGAUGUUCCAGGCUAUGCAUCACAUCUGAGAGUUUCUUUUGUUAAAAUCCCAGAGUGUGGUACCAUUCAAUCCCUGAAAGUCAAUUCUUCAUUUGAAGCUGAAGAACGACAAGGGUUAAUAGAUUCUGCAUUACAUAAGUAUUUUGGAACUGAUAGACAGCUGUCAAGAGGCGAUAUAUUUCGCAUUUACAUCGACUGGAAUUGUGGUUCAAGCAUUUGUAUUCCAUGUAGUCAAAGGUUGUGCUCUGAAAGCGACGACUAUAUAUAUUUUAAGGUUAUCGCGAUGGAACCUUCUAAUGAGAGGUUUCUUCGAGUCAAUCACUCCCAAACCGCCCUUGUCCUUGGAGGAACUGUAUCUUCUGGUCUCCCACCAGAUUUGCUGGUGUAUAGAUCAAAGGUUCCUAUGCCCUUGCAGGAGGAGACAGUAAAUAUUUUGGCAUCAGUGCUUUCACCACCUCUCUGCCCAUCAGCACUCGCCUCAAAACUCAGGGUUGCUGUUUUACUGCAUGGUCUGCCAGGGUGCGGGAAGAGAACUGUUGUUAACUUUGUUGCUAGGAGGUUGGGGCUGCAUGUAGUUGAAUAUAGCUGCCACAGUUUAUUAGCAUCAUCUGAGAGGAAAACAUCUACUGCUUUGGCCCAGACUUUUAAUAUGGCACGAAGGUAUUCACCAACGAUACUUCUGCUUCGCCAUUUCGAUGUUUUUAAAAAUCUGGGCUCUCAGGAUGGUUCACUGGGUGAUCGAGUUGGUGUGUCCUCUGAGAUUGCAUCCGUGAUUAGGGAACUCACUGAGCCAGUUUCUAAUGGUGAAAACAGUUCCAUGGAAGAAAAACCGAAUAGCAAUUUCUCUGAAGAUGAAGUUGGGAAGUUUAGGGGACAUCAAGUGCUAUUAAUCGCAUCUGCUGAAAGUACGGAGGGUAUCUCUCCAACAAUUAGGCGUUGCUUUAGCCAUGAAAUACGUAUGGGUUCUUUGAAUGACGAACAGAGAUCUGAAAUGCUGACUCAGUCCCUCCAAGGCGUCUCUCAAUUCCUUAAUACCAGCUCAGAUGACUUUAUGAAAGGAUUGGUGGGACAGACUUCUGGCUUCCUUCCUCGGGACUUGCGUGCUCUUGUAGCUGAUGCUGGUGCCAACUUAUACAUCAGUCAAGAGUCCGAGACCAAGAAAGUUAACUCUCUGUCAGAUAAUCUUCAUGGAGUUGAUGUACACCAGGCAAGCCAAUUAGGUAACAGUAGUGAUGCAUUAACAGCUAAGGAAGACUUUACCAAAGCUUUAGAUCGAUCAAAGAAGAGAAAUGCAUCAGCCCUUGGUGCUCCGAAGGUUCCGAAUGUGAAAUGGGAUGAUGUUGGUGGGCUUGAAGAUGUGCAGACAUCGAUAUUGGACACAGUUCAACUACCUCUCCUGCAUAAAGAUUUAUUUUCGUCCGGAUUGCGUAAACGUUCUGGUGUACUUCUCUAUGGCCCUCCAGGAACAGGGAAAACUUUACUGGCAAAAGCUGUGGCGACAGAGUGCUCCUUAAAUUUUCUCAGUGUAAAGGGUCCAGAAUUAAUCAACAUGUAUAUUGGAGAGUCAGAGAAAAAUGUUCGAGAUAUAUUUGAAAAGGCAAGGUCAGCGCGACCUUGUGUGAUCUUCUUUGACGAGCUUGAUUCUCUUGCUCCAGCUCGAGGUGCUUCUGGUGAUUCAGGAGGAGUCAUGGAUCGAGUGGUCUCUCAGAUGCUUGCAGAGAUUGAUGGACUCAGCGACUCUUCCCAGGAUCUGUUUAUUAUAGGAGCAAGCAACAGACCUGACUUGAUUGAUCCAGCUCUUUUACGGCCUGGCAGAUUCGACAAACUUCUAUAUGUUGGAGUCAAUGCUGAUGCGUCUUACAGGGAAAGGGUCCUUAAAGCACUAACUCGGAAAUUCAAGUUAAGCGAAGAUGUAUCUCUUUAUUCAAUAGCAAAGAAGUGUCCCUCUACAUUCACCGGCGCUGAUAUGUACGCCUUGUGUGCUGAUGCUUGGUUUCAGGCAGCUAAGCGAAAGGUCUCAAAAUCAGAUUCAGUGGAAUUCCCUCCAGAAGAUGAUCCGGAUUCAGUCGUUGUAGAGUAUGUGGAUUUUAUAAAGGCAAUGGAUCAGCUCUCACCAUCACUCUCCAUAACUGAGCUUAAGAAGUAUGAGAUGCUUCGAGAUCAAUUUCAAGGCCGUUCCAGCUAAACCCUUGAGUAAUUACAUUUCAACCCUAAACAAGAAAUUAGCAUAUAUAAUGGAGACAUUUCAUAUUUUUUAUUUUUCCAGAAUAUUUUCUCGAAACAGUUGUGUGCUGAUUUGGUUAGUCAAUCCAUUGUAAAAUUAACAUAGGAAUCAAUAAAAGUUCUUGGUUUUGAAUUUA
Messenger RNA from Arabidopsis lyrata subsp. lyrata, 3209 nucleotides. RefSeq names its product peroxisome biogenesis protein 6. Gene Ontology annotation, cellular component: peroxisomal membrane; cytosol. The transcript has 13 exons. Lineage: Eukaryota; Viridiplantae; Streptophyta; Magnoliopsida; Brassicales; Brassicaceae. Gene Ontology annotation, biological process: protein import into peroxisome matrix. Bases 191 to 3034 code for a protein of 947 amino acids. Gene Ontology annotation, molecular function: ATP binding; ATP hydrolysis activity. The record is from RefSeq and is a predicted model, not a curated record.